Elephantulus edwardii (Cape elephant shrew) is the source of this 589-nucleotide messenger RNA. It is a transcript of the gene TMEM9, whose product is annotated as transmembrane protein 9. Lineage: Eukaryota; Metazoa; Chordata; Mammalia; Macroscelidea; Macroscelididae. The transcript has 5 exons. The coding region runs from base 28 to 579 and encodes 183 amino acids. The record is from RefSeq and is a predicted model, not a curated record. Gene Ontology annotation, cellular component: lysosomal membrane.
UUGCAGGCCCGGCAAGUCUGAGUAAGCAUGAAGCUCCUUUCUUUCGCGGUGGUGGUCGGAUGUUUGCUAAUACUCCCAGCAGAAGCCAGCAAGAGUUCUGAAGAUAUUCGGUGCAAAUGCAUCUGUCCGCCAUACAGAAACAUUAGUGGGCAUAUUUACAACCAGAAUGUGUCGCAGAAGGACUGUAACUGCCUGCACGUGGUGGAGCCCAUGCCGGUGCCUGGUCAUGAUGUGGAGGCCUAUUGCCUGCUGUGUGAGUGCAGGUAUGAGGAGCGCAGCACCACCACCAUCAAGGUCAUCAUCGUCAUCUACCUGUCAGUGGUGGGUGCCCUCUUACUCUACAUGGCCUUCCUGAUGCUGGUGGACCCUCUGAUUCGAAAGCCGGACGCAUACACGGAACAGCUGCACAAUGAAGAAGAGAAUGAGGACGCUCGCUCUAUGGCAGCCAUGGCCGCCUCCCUCGGUGGCCCUCGAGCAAACACAGUCCUGGAGCGCGUGGAGGGCGCCCAGCAGCGGUGGAAGCUGCAGGUGCAGGAGCAGCGGAAGACGGUCUUCGAUCGGCACAAGAUGCUCAGCUAGACGGGCUGGU